AUGGGAGAUAUAGCUACAUCCAUAAGCAAGUUGGAGUCCCGUGGUAAACUCCCUUCUCAAACCGAAAAGAACCCAAAUGUCAAUGUGGUGACCUUGAGAAGUGGCAAACAAACCAGAGAAAGUAGUUCAAAGAAGAAGCCAAGGGAUGAAGAGGAAGAAAUAGAAGUCAUUCCCAUUGAGGAUCCUAUAGCCAAGAAUGAUGCACAAUCUGGAGCCCCAAAGAAGACUACCCCUCUAGUGACACCAAUAGCCACUCAACCGCCAUUGCCCUCUCGACUUGCAACUUCAAAGAAGAACAUGGAGGAGAAAGAGAUUUUGGACACCUUCCGAAAGGUGGAAUUAAACAUUCCUUUACUUAAUGCAAUCAAACAAAUUCCUAGAUAUGCAAAAUUCUUGAAGGAGCUUUGCACCAACAAGAGAAAUUUGAAGGGAAAUGAGAAAAUCUCUAUGAAUGAAAAUGCAUCUGCGGUUUUACAAAGGAAACUUCCACCCAAGUGCAAAGAUCCGGGAAUGUUUACGGUUCCUUGCAAAAUAGGAGAUGUCACUUUUAGUAGUGCCAUGCUUGACCUUGGUGCUUCUAUUAAUGUCAUGCCCUAUUCGGUAUAUGAAUCAUUGAAUGUUGGUCCUUUAAGUGAAACCGGUGUCAUAAUCUCUUUUGCGGAUAAAUCAAGUGUCUUUUCUAGAGGUGUUUUGGAAGACGUCCUAGUGCAAGUGAACCAAUUGGUCUUCCCGGCGGAUUUCUAUGUGAUUGAUCUAGAUGAACAAGUGUCCUCAAAGUCGGGUAUAAUUUUACUUGGGAGACCAUUCUUGAAGACGGCAAGAACAAAGAUUGAUGUGUAUACGAAAAGCUUAACAAUGGAGUUUGAUGGUGAAACAAUAAGUUUUAACAUUUAUGAUGCUAUGAGAUAUCCUAAUGAUGUUUCAUCAUUGUGCUUUAUUGAUGUUGUCAAACCAUUAACCCAAGAGUUGUUCGAGUUGUCUAAUGGUGACAUGUUGGAGAUGAUUUUGAGCAAAGGAUUUGAUUGUGUUAAAUUAGCCAAGAAGUUAAAGCUCUACUCAUUAGAUCCGGAAGUUGAAAGAUUGGUCAAAAAUUUAGAGAUCAAGAAAACACUCAAUUUAGUGUGA
This is a messenger RNA of Lactuca sativa (garden lettuce), 1125 nucleotides long. RefSeq lists its product as uncharacterized. Lineage: Eukaryota; Viridiplantae; Streptophyta; Magnoliopsida; Asterales; Asteraceae. The record is from RefSeq and is a predicted model, not a curated record.